Messenger RNA from Pygocentrus nattereri (red-bellied piranha), 4112 nucleotides. RefSeq names its product adhesion G-protein coupled receptor G5. The record is from RefSeq and is a predicted model, not a curated record. Gene Ontology annotation, molecular function: G protein-coupled receptor activity. The coding region runs from base 32 to 2032 and encodes 666 amino acids. The transcript is spliced from 17 exons. Gene Ontology annotation, cellular component: membrane. Gene Ontology annotation, biological process: cell surface receptor signaling pathway; adenylate cyclase-activating G protein-coupled receptor signaling pathway. Lineage: Eukaryota; Metazoa; Chordata; Actinopteri; Characiformes; Serrasalmidae.
UGAACUGACUCUCUUCAGCUGGCCCCAGAAGAUGGGAAUAAUGUCUUUGAUCAUGUGGAGUUUCUUGCUGUCAGCAGCUCUGAUGUUCUUUCAGCCUCAGGUCUCAUCUCAAUCCUGUAAACGGUAUAUUUUCAUAGCCAACUUCAACUCUUCUUAUGUGAGAACUACUUCGUGCAACUUCAGCUCCUACACAGACAACCAGAGUCUGGCUUUUCCCCAGAUCAUGAAUCAGUGUUUCAGGAAUUUGUCAGAACUGGGAAUCUGCUUCAUUGGAAUAUCCAACUACAGCUAUAAUGUGAUGAAACCUAAAGAGGAAUAUAAAAUCUGUUUGGAUGAUGUUUCUGGACUUACUCUGCGAUUUAUACAAAAUUCUUCUACACUACUGCCAUCAAAAACCUUCACUAAUGCAGGUUAUCCGCAGUUCAAAAAUUUCACACUUCUCUGCAAUGAAGCCUCUUAUGACCAGCAACAAUGUGCAGGAAGAAAUAGCAACUAUAUUGUUCAUGUUCAACAAAAUCUAACUAUAGUUUGCUGGAAGUGCAUUCCCCCAACUCCAUCCAGUUCAUCACCUGACAGUAGCAAGAGAAAGAUUUCGGAAGCAGUACAGUUCAUGGGCAAACUCUCAUUAAUUGCAAAAUCAAUGAGUACAAGUAGUUUACCAAUUACACAAGGAAAGGCUACAGGCCUAAUUCAAAAACAAGACAAAGAUGCAAAUGUCAAGAUAGGAUGUACUCAAAAUCAGAAAAUGGAGACUUUGAAUGCCACUUUGCAGGAGACAGAACUGCUAUGGUCCGUAACAAUUCCAGCAGAAGCAUUUAAUAUGGCACAUUCUAAAUUGAAUGACACCCCGUUUGUAGGAGUUGUGCUGUUUCCUGACCUUGAUACGAGUGGCGUGAGUGUUUUGAAAAAUGAGAUUUUUGGAAUAUCAAUGGGCGUCAAUAUCACAAAUCUCAUUAACACCAUAGACAUCUGCUUCAGGCUUGAGCAAAAGAAUAACAGUAUUAUGACCUGUAAUUCUUGGGAUGGUGCAGAAUUUGAUGAAAAAAUGAAACCCAAAUGGACCACAUCUGGCUGUGACACAAACAUUACUGACAAGACAAUAAAAUGCAGUUGCACUCACCUGACCUUCUUUGCAAUAUUGAUGGCACCACCAGGCCAAGCCAUUUCAGAGGGAGAUGUAACAUCACUAACCUAUAUCACCAGCAUUGGUUGUGGCUUGUCCACAUUCUUCCUUCUCGUAGGCCUGUUCAUUCACUUUGUGAUGUGGCGUUCCAAAUCCAGGCUAGGCACAACAAUAUUGAUGAAUCUGUUUGUGGCUUUGUGCCUCCUAAACAUAACCUUCUUGUCCAACCAGCAAGUAACAAACACGAAUAACAAUGCGGCGUGCAUCAUCAUAGCAGCAGUGAUGCACUUCUCCAUGCUGGCCACGUUCUCUUGGUUUUUCAUUCAAGGACUUCACUUCUACCUGAACCUCAAUGCAAUCAACAUGAGGACCAGAAAGUACAAACUAGCAUUCAUUGCCUUGGGAUGGGUAUUUCCAGCUUUGGUUGUCAUUGUGAUUGCAGCUUCUGGGAACUACACACAUCUGACUAAUGUACAAAUGUGCUGGAACAAAAAUAUAUACAUUCAUUAUAUAGUGAAUGUUGGCUACUAUGCGCUGGUUUUCAUCUUUACAUUAAUAAUCUUUAUAAUGGUCAUCCAAAAGAUUACUCAAGCAAGAUUUAUGAAAGACAACGCUGUCAAAAAAGCAUCAAAAAAAAUUGCAGCAAUCUUUAGUCUUACUGUUCUGCUGGGUCUGACUUGGGGUGUGGCCUUCUUCAGCUAUGGAGCUAUGGCUAUUGCAUCUUACUACAUCUUUAGCAUUCUCAAUUCUUUCCAAGGUUUCUUCCUGUUUCUCUACUACUACUACUUUCGAAACGAUGACAUGGAGCUCAAUCAAUCUGCAUCAGGCACGACUCUGUCAUUGCAAAAACCGACCAACGUUAGUUCCACAAUGACAUCAGGACCUGAAACUGAGACGGAAUACGACUAAGAUUAACUAAGAGUCCGACUGGUGACUCCGACUGUGUAAAAAUGAUGGACAAAAACAAAAACUAAACAUAAAACAGGCACACACGCAUAAGCGGUGUUUUCUGCAACAAAUUUUACUUUAUAAGUGGCAAAAUCUGGGACAGCAUGUGUUUAACAAAGUAUGCUGUCAUUAUAUUCACUACUGAAAUAGACUAGUUUCUGUAGUUGCAACUGUGGUUGAGCUUACAUGCAGAAUACUACACACUUUAGAAUGACUUUAUUCUGAAUAAAGAUUUUGCAUGGAUUAUUUAUGUAGUAUGUAAAGUUAAGUUAUGGGGUUUAUUCCAUGAAGGUAAUUAUUAGGUAAUCAUAAGGUAAUUAUAUAAGGUAAUCUGAUUUAUAAGAACUUGGUUUCUAAUUUUUAAUUUUAGUUUUUAGGAUUUCACGUCAGCUGUUGAGGAUAACAGAGACCCAUGAAUGAUCUAUGAAUGCAAUAUAUGUACUAUCUACCUUUGUAAUAUUAGUUUGUUCAGGCCUUACAAAAACGUCACACAUAUUACGCAUGUCUAAAAACCAAGUAAACACACAUGAAUGGUGUGUGAUGACAUGCGACAUAAAAACAUACAUGUGAUUUUUUUCAUUUCAUUCAUUUGUUUCCACAUGAAUAUUUUUUUCACAUUGAAUCAGUUUCACAUAAUCACAUGUUUUUCACAUGUGAGCAUGUUGUCGCAGGUGAACACAUUUUUUCAUGGGAAUCAUAUUGCCUCCCAUGUUAUCCUGCUUUUUUCAUGUGAACACAUUUUCACAUGGGAUAACAUUUUUCCAUAUAAUGAUGUUUUUUUUUUUCACAUGUGAACAUGUUUGUAUGAUGACCUGCUUCUUUUACACGUGAACACGUUUUCACAUGUGAUCACACUCUUUUUUGCAUGCAAAAACCACUUGUUUGUUAACAGGUGAAAUCCAUGUGUUUUGUCUGUAAGGGAAGUUUUAAAGCAGCACAAGAGGGCAGUGUGAGCCUUCUGGAAAAGUAAUAAACUGUGCUGAUGACUAAAGACCCACAGUCUAUAUACACUCCUGAAAUGGUUUUGGAGCGCAGCUAGAGAAGAAACACCUUAAAGCACCUUUUAACUGGAUGAUAAGACACUGAAAGAUUCUUAAGUGAACCAAAACCAGUUCUUCCAAGCCUUCACUCCAAAAAACCCUUUGGCACCUUCAUGUUUAAGAAUGUAAGCAGGGGGUUUACUAUGGACCCUUUGAGUGCACUAUGGACCCUUUGUCCUGUACAUGUGUCAUUUCUGUAAAUACUUAGCAUUCAUGACUACUGUCUCAGACAUUUCAAGCAACUAGUCUCACUCAUGACUAACCAGUUACAAUCCACAAUAUAGUCAUGAUUCAUAGUGACAAAUAAGCCCCUUCUAUCCAAGCUGUGCUGAAUGAGUAAUACAUUACUGUCAACAUAUUACCAUGUGGUUUCAACCUGCAGUCUCUGCUUUAUUGUCAUUUCCUGCAAUGUUCAUUAAAGACAUACGCUAUGCGGCCCUAAUCUCUCUCACAUACACUCAUUCUCUAACACAUACCACACUUUCCACAGAGAUGGAGGGGCCAGAGCGCUUGCGUGUCCACAAGUAAUUGCCCCCAGAGUCAGCUGAGGGUCAUGCCCACAGGCACUGUGUCUUAACAGGCUCCUUAGAAGAUGAUCUCAUGGCUACCUGUGGUGCUGCGAUGCCUGAGGGAAAUCCUCCAAAAUCGCGCUCCUUUCUCAAACAUCCAGCCAAAGAAGGCCAGCAGCAGAUAACAGACUCUAAGUGUCGAGACAGACUGAUUAGAAAUGAUAAUACUAUGUAUAUUUGAAAUGUUAGACCACACUUUCUAAUAUUAUGCAUUUAUGCAAUUAAAUAUGCAAAAUACAUAACUAAUAUUUUUUGUUUUAUACUGUUGUAAAAUAUGUAAUGUAAAAUACAUGCACAAUAUGAAAGUAAUUGUGUAGAAUGACCGUUAUGUUACUUGGCAACCAUAGCACACUGAUAGCAAACUAUAUUGGUUAGUGGAAGAAACAUUUAUUGUGAUUAUAAUAUAUGUAACAAUAAAAUACUCGAACAUAA